Messenger RNA from Echinostoma caproni, 747 nucleotides. Lineage: Eukaryota; Metazoa; Platyhelminthes; Trematoda; Plagiorchiida; Echinostomatidae. The record is from the annotation of a GenBank genome assembly.
AUGCAGCUGGAGCUGAAAGCCAGGGAGCGAACUCCAGAAACGGAAGCUGCCCGACGUGCGGAGAAAGAGCGGCGGAUUGCGGAGGCCAUCCGCGAAUUCCAACCACCUCCCGUCGUUCCUGUUCAUCCGGUGCCUACAUCAGAGGCUGAACGAACAGUGGUGGACAGUGGUGUGACUGAAAAGACAAUGAGCUCUAUACCUUCCACACCCAAACGUGGGCGCGAAAGUCGCGAUUCUGGUCGACCGGCAGCACGCGAUUUCGAGGGUAUGCUGAACCGGAAACAUGAAUGGCAAAGUGGUGGCAAAAAGGCUCCUUCACGUUCGUGGCAUGAGCUUUACUUCAUUCUCUCCGCCUCUGCUGGUACCCUUUCCGCAUACAAGGAACAACGUAUUGCUAAAGAGAAACCCAGUGAACUUUACCGACACGAAGCUCCUGUCAGUUUGGCUGGGGCAUCUGCCGCACCCGCGUUCAACUAUGCCAAACGUCGCUUUGUGUUCCGCUUGAAAUUAGCUAACGGAGGCGAAACCUUAUUCCAAGCGCGCUCAGAAGAAGCCAUGCACGAAUGGGUGCAGGUAUUGAACGCCGUGAUUGCUACUCUACCCGCCGAAGCCGUCGAGUCUGUUUCUGGACCGGGUGGACGGGCUGCUACACUUCCUUCGGGCGCCGCUCCGGAAUCCCACACAGCGAGCAGCAGUUCUGCGGUACCAGGGAAGAAGAAGUUCUUCACAUUGGGCCGAAAGAAAUGA